AUGUGCUUAGCAACACACUGUUCGGAUUGUUGUCGCAUUCGUUAUGGUGACACAAUGGAUCCUGAUUGCGAGCAAAGAGUGAACAUGAAGUUCUGCGUUAAGCUCGAGAAUAUCCCCAGUGAAAUGUGGAACAUGAUUAAGCAAGCAUAUGCAGGCGAGGCACUUUCAAGAAGUCAUGUUUUCGAGUGGCACAAACGGCUUCGUGAAGGCAGAGAUUCAGUGCAAGACAAUCCCAGAGCAGGUCAUCUGUCUAUAGCAUAUACCGACGCAAACAUGGAGCAUGUAAGGCAGUUAUUGCAAGAAGACUGUCGUGUAACCGUGCGUAUGAUAUCAGAAGAACUGAAUUUGAAUCGUAAUGUGUGUCAUAAAAUUUUUCGCGAAGAUUUGGGGAAACGGAAAUUUAAUGCAUGA
Messenger RNA from Stegodyphus dumicola, 411 nucleotides. RefSeq names its product protein GVQW3 pseudogene. Lineage: Eukaryota; Metazoa; Arthropoda; Arachnida; Araneae; Eresidae. The record is from RefSeq and is a predicted model, not a curated record.